AUGGAACGCAAACCCACCAGGCCAUCCCGCAGCCGAGCAGUAAGCCAAUACCAGUAUCAGAGAGCAUAUCAGGCCUGCAUCCCUUGUGCAAGACGCAAAACUAAAUGCAAGCGCAGUGACAAUGCAAUCGCCUGCGAGAGGUGCGAAAAGAAGGGUAUCCGGUGCAUGUCUAGUAGCAAGCGACCAUGGUCGCGAAGCACUCCUAAUGGGAAUAACCUGGAUACAUAUUCACCGCCCGUCACCCCGGAUGCUGAACCUGAUUCAGCACUAAGAAUGAGAGAGAUCCAUGACUUCGACGGUUCACGAAGCCCAAUCGAAAAUGAGGCCCGAAGGAAAGACAGCUUAGAGCAAGAUAUCGACCCAGAACAACGGCGGUUGACUAGAGGAAAGGAGUUCUCUCAGUCAAUGAUGGAAACAGUGGUCUCCAACGAACAGGAUGCCAUGAGAUUGUUAUUCAAAGCAGCGGCCCCGUCAAAACGUCCCACCGAAGUCGCCAUACCCCUGUCGUCGAGACUUCACAGUGACAGCAAUGAGGUGUAUAGUUACCGAGACGCUCUCCGUGUGUGGAAUGCAUGCCGUUUUGUUCGAAUGGGGUGGUUUACAGCCCAAGAGGCCGUUUCUCUCUUAGAAUGGUUUUUCACUCACCUCAGCCCGCUUUCGCCAAUACUGACCGAUUUCUAUGCUACUCCCGCGAAUCAUUUCUGGCUUGUUACACAAGAACCCUUCCUUUGCUGUACCAUCCUCCUUCUCGCCUCACGUUAUUACAUUCUUCCCGGUCGCGCCGGGAGAGUACGAUCCUCGUUUAUCCAUCACCGUCUUAGUCAACACUGCCAGCACCUCUUGCUCCGAGUCAUGCUUGGGCAGGAAAAAUUCUCCAAGGCCAAGACACGAACCCUAGGUACGAUAGAGGCAUUGCUGCUGCUCUGUGAAUGGUACCCCAAGUCGUUACACUUCCCUCCAGAGAGCGAUGGUUGGGAUUCGGACUUGAUUAUGACGAACCCGGACGUGCGCGACCCGCAGCUGGAGAGCGAGCAUGAGCUUUCUGUCUCGCUUCAGUGGCAACAAGAAGUCAUUGAGCCGACCAAGCGUCUCGAGCGUAUGUCCUGGAUGAUCCUCAGUGCAGCCGUCGCCCUUGCCCAUGAGUUGGGGGUGUUCAGGGAUGAAGUUACGUUGGUGCCAGUCCAGACGCAGACUCGAUCAGACAGCAAAGUAUAUCACGAGACCCUGGAACUGAGGCGAAAACGACUUCCUUCUCUGCUGUUGGUCUAUUCAGACAUGGUAUCCGCACGGAUUGGGUGUGACUCGCUCAUCUCUUUGGACCCCAACUCGCCGAGUGUUCUCCUAUGUGCGGAUGACGAAUGGUGGGUGCCGAUGCGGUUGUGGGUAAGGCUCAUGCAGAUCUUCAGGUCUAUAACGUCUACCUAUACCGCCAUCUUGAAAGAGGCUAGACCUGGUGCUUCGAUCAGGUCUCUGAUUGAUGCGAAAAGUGAGGAGCUUUCCGAAUGGAGAUCCAUCUAUGAGUCAAUCACCGUAAAACAGACAAGCUUCAGCAACACCCUUUUCAUUGAUUACCAGCAUGUCUAUACCAUACUAAACUCCAUCGGCAUGCAGGAGAGGCUCGCCCUCAACUCUCCGCGAGACAUCAGUUCUCCAUGCGGAUAUACCGAUGCCGUAAUCGACGGGUGUACCCAGAUCCUCGCCAAAAUAUCCACACUGAGCCAUAGUGGGCUUUUGCGCUAUAUGCCCGUUCGUAUAUUUUUCCGGAUGGCCAGUAGCUCAGUUUUUCUUCUAAAGGGUUUGGCGUUAGGGACACCCCGGGUGCGACUUAUUUCAGCUCUCAGAACACUAGAGUCCACAAUCGAAGGGUUACAGGAGGUAUUAGCCGAGGACGAGCUUCACUUAGGUGGCCGCUAUGCCAAGCUCCUGGUAAUCGUGGUGGCCCGUCUCCGGAAAUCCCUCCUUGAUGCAUCCUAUGUUUGCAGUGAUCCUGGAGAGGAGCAGAUCAGGAGCCCCAACAGGCAGGAUUAUAUGGAAGAUGUGAAUCCAGAGGCCCCCUUACCGAUAACAGACAAGAACGUCGGCUUUCAUAUACAAACAUCGAGUCCUGAAGAAGGUCGAGACCUUUUCAGCGAUGACCAAUGGCUCUCCCUUCCCUUCGACACUUCCAUGGCUCCUUUUGGGGAAUUCCUUGGCGACCUGGGCGUCUUGCCCGAUCCUAUCGACACGGAUCUAGAUUUUCUAUGGAAUUUGCCGCCUUGA
This is a messenger RNA of Aspergillus eucalypticola CBS 122712, 2259 nucleotides long. RefSeq lists its product as uncharacterized. Gene Ontology annotation, cellular component: nucleus. Bases 1 to 2259 code for a protein of 752 amino acids. The record is from RefSeq and is a predicted model, not a curated record. Gene Ontology annotation, biological process: positive regulation of transcription by RNA polymerase II; aromatic amino acid catabolic process. NCBI's taxonomy places the organism in Eukaryota, Fungi, Ascomycota, Eurotiomycetes, Eurotiales, Aspergillaceae. Gene Ontology annotation, molecular function: DNA-binding transcription factor activity, RNA polymerase II-specific; zinc ion binding. The transcript has 4 exons.